AUGACAGCAAUCGAAACGCAGGUGCAAUAUGCCACCUACACGAUGACUUCGGAGCAAGUCUACAGCCAAGAGGAUGAUUGGGAUAGGGACCUUCUGUUGGACCCCGCCUGGGAGAAACAGCAGCGCAAGACCUUCACCGCCUGGUGCAACUCUCACCUUCGUAAAGCAGGCACACAGAUUGAGAACAUCGAGGAGGAUUUCAGGAAUGGACUUAAACUCAUGUUGUUGCUGGAGGUCAUUUCAGGUGAAAGGCUUCCCAGGCCAGACAAAGGAAAAAUGCGUUUUCACAAAAUCGCCAACGUGAACAAGGCCCUGGAUUUCAUCUGUAGCAAGGGAGUCAAGCUGGUGUCCAUUGGUGCUGAGGAGAUCGUGGACGGUAAUGUGAAGAUGACCCUGGGCAUGAUCUGGACCAUCAUUCUCCGUUUUGCCAUCCAGGACAUCUCUGUGGAGGAGACUUCUGCUAAGGAGGGUCUGUUGCUGUGGUGCCAGAGGAAGACUGCCCCCUACAGGAAUGUCAAUGUGCAGAACUUCCACAUCAGUUGGAAGGAUGGCCUGGCUCUGUGCGCCCUCAUCCACAGACACAGACCUGACCUCAUUGACUACUCCAAACUGCGCAAGGAUGACCCCAUUGGCAACCUCAACACUGCCUUCGAGGUGGCAGAGAAGUACCUUGACAUCCCCAAAAUGUUGGAUGCAGAAGAUAUUGUGAACACCCCAAAGCCCGACGAGAAAGCCAUCAUGACCUACGUGUCCUGUUUCUAUCACGCUUUUGCUGGAGCAGAGCAGGCCGAGACAGCCGCCAAUAGGAUCUGCAAGGUUCUGGCCGUGAACCAGGAGAACGAGAAGCUGAUGCAGGAGUAUGAGAAGCUCGCCAGUGAGCUCCUGGAGUGGAUCCGCCGCACAAUCCCCUGGCUGGAGAACCGCGUGGCAGAGCAGAGCAUGCGCGCCAUGCAGCAGAAGCUGGAGGACUUCAGGGACUACCGUCGCGUCCACAAGCCCCCCAAGGUGCAGGAGAAGUGCCAGCUGGAGAUCAACUUCAACACCCUGCAGACCAAGCUGAGGCUGAGCAACAGGCCCGCCUUCAUGCCCUCUGAGGGCAAGAUGGUGUCGGACAUAGCCAACGCCUGGAAGGGUCUGGAGCAGGUGGAGAAGGGCUACGAGGAGUGGCUGCUCACCGAGAUCAGACGCCUGGAGAGACUGGAUCACCUGGCCGAGAAGUUCAAGCAGAAGUGUUCCCUGCACGAGUCCUGGACCGCAGGUAAGGAGGAACUGCUGUCAAUGAAGGACUACGAGUCCGCUUCUCUGAUGGAGAUCAGGGCUCUGAUGAGGAAGCAUGAAGCAUUUGAGAGUGACCUGGCUGCCCACCAGGACAGAGUAGAGCAGAUCGCUGCCAUCGCCCAGGAGCUUAAUGAACUGGACUACCAUGACGCUGUCACCAUCAACUCCCGCUGCCAGGGCAUCUGUGACCAGUGGGACAACCUGGGCACCUUGACCCAGAAGAGGAGGGACUCACUGGAGCGUGUGGAGAAGCUUUGGGAGACCAUUGACCAGCUGUACCUGGAGUUUGCUAAGAGAGCAGCCCCCUUCAACAACUGGAUGGACGGAGCCAUGGAAGACCUGCAGGACAUGUUCAUUGUACACAGCAUUGAGGAGAUCCAGAGUCUGAUCACAGCCCACGACCAGUUCAAAGCCACCCUGCCGGAGGCCGACAAGGAGCGCAUGACCACCAUGGGCAUCCAGGGUGAGAUUGUGAAGAUCGCUCAGACCUACGGCAUCAAGCUGUCCGGAAUCAACCCAUACACCGUGCUCUCCCCUCAGGACAUCACCAACAAGUGGGACGCUGUGAAACACCUGGUGCCUCUGAGGGACCAGAUGCUACAGGAGGAGGUAGCCAGGCAGCAGUCCAAUGAGAGGCUGAGGCGCCAGUUUGCUGCCCAGGCCAACAUCAUUGGACCCUGGAUCCAGACCAAGAUGGAGGAGAUUAGCCAUGUGUCUGUGGACAUCGCUGGCUCCCUGGAGGAACAGAUGAGCAGCCUGAAGCAGUAUGAGCAGAAUAUCAUUAACUACAAGAGCAACAUCGACAAGCUGGAGGGAGACCAUCAGCUCAGCCAGGAGUCCCUAAUCUUCGACAACAAGCACACUAACUACACUAUGGAGCACGUGCGUGUGGGCUGGGAGCAGCUGCUAACAACCAUUGCCCGCACAAUCAACGAGGUGGAGAACCAGAUCCUGACCCGCGACGCCAAGGGCAUCAGCCAGGAGCAGCUCAACGAGUUCAGGGCCUCCUUCAACCACUUCGACAGGAAAAGAAACGGCAUGAUGGAUCCAGAUGACUUCCGGGCGUGUCUCAUCUCCAUGGGUUACGAUCUGGGUGAGGUGGAGUUUGCCCGCAUCAUGACCCUGGUGGAUUCCAACAACACGGGCGUGGUCACCUUCCAGGCCUUCAUCGACUUCAUGACCCGCGAGACGGCCGAGACGGACACCGCCGAUCAGGUCAUGGCCUCCUUCAAAAUCCUGGCCUCGGAUAAGACAUACAUCACAGUGGAGGAACUGCGCAGGGAGCUCCCACCAGAGCAGGCAGACUACUGCAUCAGCCGGAUGACCAAGUACGUCAGCGGCGACGCGCCCCCAGGAGCCCUGGACUACAUCUCAUUCUCCAGCGCCCUGUACGGAGAGAGCGACUUAUAA
This is a messenger RNA of Esox lucius (northern pike), 2688 nucleotides long. It is a transcript of the gene actn3a, whose product is annotated as actinin alpha 3a. Gene Ontology annotation, biological process: muscle cell development; actin cytoskeleton organization. Lineage: Eukaryota; Metazoa; Chordata; Actinopteri; Esociformes; Esocidae. Gene Ontology annotation, molecular function: actin filament binding; calcium ion binding. The record is from RefSeq and is a predicted model, not a curated record. Gene Ontology annotation, cellular component: cell projection; plasma membrane; cell junction. The coding region runs from base 1 to 2688 and encodes 895 amino acids. The transcript has 21 exons.